AUGAGCGACUCUAGAGAAGAAUCUCCUGAUUGGCUGCGCUCUUUUCAGCCGCCUACUCAAUCUACUAUAGAAUUGUCAUCUGAGUCGGAGUUGCCAUCAGACCACAGUCCGCCUAGUGAUGAUGAGGAUUCUAUAAACCUCAGUAAACUGUUUAAGAAAGGAGCAAAAUGGGCAUCAGAUAUUAAGGAUGACGAUGAUGGAAGAGAGUCUAAUGAUACGAAGCCUGGCAAAGGGAAGUCUCCCAAGAAAAAUGAUAAAGUAAAGCGAACACCUGAGAAGAAGAGGAAGAUCGAGGAUGAUAGCAAGAGAGAUGGAAAGAGGGUCAAAGGGAAAGGCAGCAGCAGGAGAAAUACACCCGACGAACAUGGAAAUUCCGAUCAGAAACAUUCCAUUUGGUCAUUGUCCUCUGAUUCCGAGUCUACUCCAAAUGCACGACCUGCUAAAGAGGAUAAAGCCACUAAGAGAGAAAUAUCUCCAGAUGAAGAUCUUAUUGUGGAAAACAAAAAGGAAUCUGAUAAUUCUUCCCUUGUCCAUGUUAAGAAAUCUACUAAGGCUCAGGCCUCAAAGGUGAAAUCGCCCACAAAACAGCUGGAAAAAUUGGAUGAGAAAACUCCAAAUAUGAAGAAUAUAAACAGUAGUGUAAAAGAUGAGAAUGAUACUAAGGCUAAUUUUGUGAAGGAAGGUAACAGCGGGAAGCAUCCUAUGCAUCAGGGUUCCUCUACAAUGUUGCCAUUGGUGCUCUCAGAUAAAGUUCAACGUUCAAAGGCACUUGUUGAGUGUGAAGGUGAUUCCAUAGAUUUGAGUGGUGACGUCGGUUCUGUUGGGCGGAUAGUAAUCUCGGAGGAUCCUUCAAAAAACCUUGAGAUGUUAUUGGAUUUAAAAGGAACAAUUUACAAAACAACCAUAGUACCAUCAAGGACAUUCUGUGUGAUAGAAGCAAUCAUGAAUGACUACAUUCAGUUGAAACCACAAUCUAAUGUCUACGAGGCUGAAACUAUGGUUGAAGGAACAUUGGAUGGAUUUUCAUUUGACUCGGAAGAUGAAGCUGACAAAACCACGGUGCACGCUGAUCAACACGAGGAUGAUCAGGAACAAGCUGAUGGAAAGACCAAGGGAAAACCUGGCAAACCAUCCGGUCCCACAAGGAAAAAAGGAAAGCCUGCAGCAGGAAAGCUGCCCAAGAAACCAAAAAAGAAACCUCAAGUUUCUAAAAAGAGCAAAGCCAAGAAAUGA
This is a messenger RNA of Striga hermonthica, 1233 nucleotides long. The record is from the annotation of a GenBank genome assembly. NCBI's taxonomy places the organism in Eukaryota, Viridiplantae, Streptophyta, Magnoliopsida, Lamiales, Orobanchaceae.